GUGGGAUUGGUUUUCAAUGUAUCGCCAUGUUGUAGUGGUAAUGUAACGGUGAAAUCAAAACCUUGGAGAUCUCGUGACAUUAAAGCUGGAAUCAUAUUAUACCAGACUACCAAGGCUCUGUGUAAUGCUGUGCUUAAUGCCCGCGAUCACCACCCGUGUCUGAGGAUCUGGGUCCGACAGCUGUUCCAUCAUGGAACAAGGCUUCAGGUAAUAUGAGUGGUAGCACGAAGCCACGUAGUGUACACUCAUCCGCAUCUGGACGAAUUGUGACGGAAAACCCGGCUCUGCUUCAGUUGUUACGAGAGCGGACUGGGGAUAGUAAUUUUGGUACAACCACUAGACCCGCGGCAGGUGGUACCAGGUGUGUAAUAACAAACUCAAGUCGCUUGGACAAUUCUAGUUACUCACCCCAUAACACUGCUUCUACUAAUCCUGUCUCUACGCAACUUUCUAGUGCUGUCAAAUUGCAGAACGAUGGGACCCAGUACGGGGAUCCACUAUUAGACUCUCAUAGAGUAGCGCAUAGUGACGGAGAGAAAAGUUUAAAGGAAAUUCAUUCAGAUUCUAGCAAAGACAAAUGUAAUAGUAGAAAUUCUAUAGAUAACAAUACGGAUGCAGUGUCGAGUCGGAAUACUACAGCACGUUUUGGAGAUUUGAAUAUUUCUGAGGUAGAAAGUGAAAGUCGUGUUCAGGUAAUACCUGGACUUAAACUACAGAACAGCAAGGAAAAAACGUCCAAUUCCUUGUUAUCACGAGUAGAUAGCUCGUUACUGAACGAGGAUUAUUCACAAGAACUUAUUACUCCUGCACGUGUACGUAGCUCUGUAAUAGUGUCGACAGACACCCUGCAUGACAAACGCUUGCAUGAUGUAGAUGUGCAUACUUCCUCUAAUGUUAACCCUUCCCCUGCUUCUGUCCAAACGCAUAGAGUAGAUCGUGUGAAAGGUGCCGAAACACCGCAUGCUGUGGAGGCAACCUCUGGUGCUGGGUAUAAAGUCAGAUCAGACACAAAAACUAAUCUCUUCAAUUAUAUCUCUCCACACAGUCCAGACCGUGGGGUCACUCCAGGAGGUCAAACCCCUGCAUCAACACACCGGUCCGUGGGUCAAGGUCAAUCGCCAGCUGAUAUUGUCAAAGACAGUUUAGAGGCAUCUCAAAAUUUCCAGGACAGCAUUGACGUUGAACAGUCUCAACAGCUAAAAGACAGUUUAGAUUUGGAUUCUGGGAACAACUCCCCAGUCACAGGUAGGAAAACCUAUCCUGUGGAAUCCCCAACAUCAGAUAAAAUACCCAAUAUCAAAACAGCAUCUGCACAUUCCAGACACAAAGGCAACCCAAAUGCACUGAGUCAGAUUCGUCCUGAUUCGGAACUUUCGCGUGGAAUACCAACACCCAAACCUAGCUCAGGUGUACCAGAUUCUGCCAAAAGUAGGGUUCCUCAGGCCACUGCUAGAACUCAAGCACCCACGACUGGGCGUAGUACCAGCAGUGUAUACGCUGUCGCGAAUCCUGCCAUUCUUGCUGCACAAGGAGAUACGCCACGUGAGGGAACACAAAACGCUAAGUUUACACCACGUGCCGAGCAGGCCGUUCAACAACAUGGAAACACACAGGGAAGUGCUAAACCACAAUCUGUAACCAAACGCGAAAACACCCAAGGUAGUGUUUAUCAGCAAUCUGAAAUAAAACGCGGAAAUACCCAAGGUAGUUUUAAACCGCAUUCUGAAACAAAACGCGGAAAUACCCAAGGUAGUUUUAAACCGCAGUCUGCAACAAAACGUGAGGAUACUCUAGAUAGUGUUGAACUUGCGGAGGGACGCCAGGAUACUUUCCAUAGUGUUAGGACUCCAGUCAAUGGUAGAAAUCCCUCUCAACUCAAGUCUAGGGGACAAGUUGAUUCUGUUAACAAUAAUGCUAAGGUAAAUUCUGCCACAUCUGGACGCAAAAGUGGCCGCAGUGCAGUUUCUUUUCAUACGGAACAAAAAAAUAAAAGUGACAAUAGUGAUAGUGACGAGGAAAUUGUUCGCGCUCAGAGCAAUCACUUGAAGGAACGUGUUCCCACGCCUCACCCUCGGUCACCCUUAAAGCCUGACCAGGUGACUCCACGGCGUGACACCUCUCCGAAGAUUAAAGAGUGGGAAUCGGACAACCAAUCUGACAACGAAACGCCUAAACCAGCUCCAGUAGUACCACAACAUCAAAAGCGCACGCCAUCACCUGUGGUUCAGGAACGAAGGAGCGCCCACGCUGCCAAUACGACGCUGCCAACCGUGAAACGUGUGUAUGUAGAUUCUCCCACCUUCACCCAGGAGGAGGAAGAUCAAUAUCGAUUUGUGGAAAGUCGUCUCGAUGAGGGACGUGAUGAUCUUGAGGUAACUUUUCGAAAAUUGGAUAAAGACGAUAAAAAUAGAAAGGAAGAAAUGGCAACCACAACACAAGCUCCACCUAUUCAGGGAGGUCAUCCAGGCUACACAAGAGAUGCUUACGAUGGUGGUGCAUAUAACAGUCAGUAUAGUCGCCCCCCUCCAGAGCCUCAGUAUAGAAAUGACUACCGUCAUCAUGUGAGAAAUGAGAGUGGAGGUCAGGGGGCUCCCGAUGGGGGUCAAUAUAUCAGAAAAGACAGUGAGGGCCCUGGGGCCCCAAUUUCUGAUCAGUACACACGCAACAAUAACCAGGGUCAGAGGUCACAAGGUGGCGAUCCUCAGUAUAGUCAACAGGCCCAAAAUAAGGGUUAUCCUCAGGAUUUACGAGGAGGGGGAGACAACCAGGGUGACCCAAGGGGACAUCCACCACCCGCGCGCGAAACAAGACAGGACAAAAGGUAUGAGGACAGGAACAAGGUCAUGAACCAGAAAGGUCAAAAUCAAGAUGAUCGAUAUGAGGAGAGAAACGCUGGAUACAACCGCUAUGAGGACAGAAAUAGAGAUCCCCCACGGUAUGAGGACAGAACUGAACAGCCUCCAUAUAAUGAUAGAAAUCAACAGGACAGGUAUGAGGAUCGCAACCAGUACAACAGCUACCCCAAUAAUGGCGGUGAUAGGGGCGACAGAAACGAAGCUCCACAAUAUCGUGAUAAUAGGCAGGCACCUCCUCAUAUUGAGGAACGCAAUAGAUAUGAUGACAGAAAUGUGUAUAAUGGUAGAAAUGAACCUGAGCAAUACGAUGAUCAUAAUGAUAACUACAGACAGCCACGUUCCUUGAUCCAGAAUGGAUACGAAGAGGAGGAGGAUCAACAAUUGAUGAAACAGGAAGCAGAGUAUCAGGCUCAUCUGCAGCGACGACUACAAACACAGGCUCAGCAAGACGAGGAAAUCCUUAUACCCAAACUGCCCUUAGAGGACUCCCUAGAGGAACCCUGGCAGAAUCCCCCACCUCCUCCCCAACAAGCCUAUCAGGAUCAGCCCAAUGGCCCGUAUGGCUAUGAUGAGCGUGAGACAGAACGCAUGGAAAUAGUGAAUCCACCACCCAUGAAAUAUGACUUUGUAGAAAACAACAAAGUGGAUUAUGGUAAAGUCCCAGAAAAAUCCUAUGCUUUUUUAAUGGAAAGGAAAAAGGAAGGUGAGAAUAAAUUGGACUCUGUAUUUAUAACACCAAAAUUGAAAAGUAAAAAAACGCGUAAUGAUACAACAUCUCGCAAAGAUCGACCUGAUUCACCACCUGAUGAAUACAUUCCUAGUGAAAAUGCAUCUAUGGCUGAGGCACUCUGGGCAAAACGCUCAAAUGCUCUUGAAAAAAGGAAAGAUGCGAAGCAAAAUACAAAGUCUAAGACAGCUUCAGGCACAAGUCUCAGGAAAAAUAGGGGUCUGCAAAAGUACCCAAGUGAGAAUGGACUAAUUCGUCAACCUCUGUACAGUCAAGGGCAGAAUCAAGGGAGACAACCUGUUCAUAUGUAUGGCACUCCCACUCGAAACCACUACCUAGAACCCCUGGAAAACAAACAACAGCGGACAAAACCUAGUAAUCGUGUGGACGGGCAAGGCAUGCCACCACAAUCGUUUAAACCAAUAGACCUGAAACCUGUUACCCAGGAGAUUAUGACAGAGGAUGGACAACGAAUCAGUGUGGAUAUUAACCUUAAAGUUCUGAGUCCCCGGGGGGAGGGAGGUGACCCUCGGGGAAUUCCACAAGUAUCUGCUGAGGUGCUGCAUGGAUCCCAGGCCACAGGUGGACCUCGUCCAGUGGGGACACAAUAUUACCCAGGGGCGUAUGACGGUCAGGAUCUCGCCCAGGACCCUUACCAACAGCAGUACUACCAGCCCCCGCCAGGCCCCCCUCCAGGUGCCCCUCAUGGUGUACCUCCCGGACUGCCACCUGGUAUUCCCCGUCCACCCGGCCUUCCCCAAGGACUUCCACCCCCAGAACCGUACAACUUCGACUACAGUCAGGCUCCGGACCAGGAAAGUCGGUUACCACCCCAGACGAAUCAGGACUAUGAGCCUCAGUACCAUCCUCAGGGUUCUCCGCCCUACCAACAACAGCCUGUUCAACAGCAAACACAACAGUCGAGGCAUCCCCCGCCACCGGAACACCCUUCCCCUCAGUCCCAGAAUCCCCAGUACCAACGCCAUCCGUCUUAUGAACAACAACCCCAUCCUGUGUACGAACAGCAACAUCAGGGCUAUGAACAGCAACAUCAGGGCUAUGAACAGCAACAUCAGGGCUAUGAGCAGCAACAUCGGGGCUAUGAACAGCAACAUCAGGGCUAUGAACAGCAACAUUCCUAUGAAGCAGAAUUAAAGAAUCGCUCACCAAAUCCGUACCCCAAGAUCCCACCGAUAUCUGCAGGGACCAAUGAAAGGACUAUUUCUGGUCCUAUUCGUGUGGAGCUUGAUGGGUACUCUCUAAUUCAUCAAAAGAAUCGAAUGAAAGACCCAAAUGAGCAACCAUGGUACCCUGUAUACACACUGAGCGAUUACAAGAAACUCAAAAAGGAGCUAGAGGCGAAUCGACCUGGACCUCUGGGGCCGGACAUGGAGAACGAGACUCUCCAAGAAAAGACUGUAAGAAAACAGAAGCAAAAUGAGUAUGCACGGCUGGUGAUGGAACGAAACAGACAGGAAUUGCUGGAUCGUAAACCAGUUCGUCGCCAUCCUUCCAGUGACCAGCACGAGGAGGCCAACAAACGUCGUACUGCUCUGGAUUAUGCCAAAAAUGUUCCCAAACCAGUGGUGAAGCAGAAACCCUCACAGUACAAUUCAUACGAAGUCUCGUCUCAAUUGUCUCCCUUGAAUAAGAAAGGUAAUCAGUCACCCGUGAAGAUACAGACACCAGUGGAAGUGGUAGACCUCCAGAAACUUCAGCGACGCCAUGAGGAGGAUAAACAAAACGUAGCCAUGAUCAAACAAAAUAUUCCACAGAAAGUGUGACACUCAAAACAAUAGGCAUUUUAUAAUUGAGUAUGACAUUCUAGAUGAAGACAUUUCUAUGAAAUGUAUAAUGCAGACGAUGACAGUGUCUGAUAAGUGGGCAUGCCUCUCCAAGCCACUAAGUUUCGCCCUGCCAAGUUUCUGUCCAAAGCAUUUAUUUCCCACUGUUGAAAUUUGUACACAUAAGCAGUGCAAAUAAAUUUACUGGUGUCUUUGCCUCUGUUGAAUUCAACCUGAUCCAAAGAAAACAGGACUGACAGCACUCUAGGUUUACACAGAAAAUAUAACAGUGCUUAAAUUUGGACAUCUGAAUGUUUGUUAUGUAUUGAAAGGCUCCUCAAAUGUCAAACAUCUGUUGGACAAAGACAAUUUAAAAAUGCUAAGUUAUUGAAUAUUUGAUGUAAGUUACAAACCAAUUACAUUAAAAGUUGAGUGGGUGUAAAGAGUUAAGUGCUGAAAUAUCAUUGAGAUAAUGUUGACCCAAGAGCUUGGAUGAGAUACAGUGUUAUCAUUAGAUAUAAUUAAAAUUUGUACAAGGUGAAAAUCAAUGUCAUGUUUGUUAAUUGUUCUGUGUAUAUAUCAAAUUUGAGAAAUCAUCACAAUUUAUGAAAAAUAAUCAUGGAAAUAUGUCACCUUCUCACUUUACAUUGUACACAGUUCAGAGAAAAUUUAAAACACUGGAAACACAUUGUAAUUAUUUUGAAAGGUAAAACAGGAUUUGUAGACCCAAUAGUGUGUUCGUACAUUCAUAGAGGGAGAUUGUCACAUUGAUCAGAUUUUUACAAGAGAUAAUUUUUUCACAUAUCUAUGAUUAUGGUGUUAGAAAAUGGUCUAACACAGUAAUAAAACUAUUUCGUGUGAAAGCGAAGUGUUUGAAAUUGAUAUUUAAUUUUGACAAUUUUAUUAACAGAUAUACUUUUAGAAAAAAAAAAAUCUGACAAUUUCUGUGGAUAUCAAAAGGAAGAUAUAGCAUGACAAUCAAUGGUUAAUAUUAAUAUAUUUAUUAUAAUAUAAAUAACUAUAUAGUACAAUAUCUACUAACUUGACAGAAAUAUUUUAUUUUUUAUUUAGAAAAAAAAUAUACAGAACUACUAUAAUUGGAUCAAACGUUCAGGGUUCAAUAUUUAGUACAGGAUCCUUGAUAGUAGUUAGUUGUAUCCAACCUAAAGACCGAUCGGUAGGGUCACUUUGAUCUGCGAAUGUAGAAAAAACUUACAUUAUUAUAGUUAUUCACAUUUACGAAUGUUUUUCUAGUAGAUGGGAGACAUGAUAGUCUGUUAAAUAUCCCGUCAUAGAGAAUGAAUGAAUGAGAAGUUUCACAGAGAGAUGAAGAGAUAAUAAUCUGACUGUGUUUGUUUUCUAUUUUUAAGAUAUAUCUAUGUAUUAUUAGUUAGUGCCAAAUCUACAGUAGUGAUUUAUUAUAAAGAUAUAUAUACUUUUUUUGCUUUGUAUAUUACCACAUUUAUCCUGUAAUAAGCCCACCACCUGGUAAUAAGCCCAUGUCUAGUAUAAUAAGCCCACACCUGGUAAUAAGCCAAUGUCUGGUAAUAAGCCCACAUCUGCUAUUUCCUUGUCCUGUGAUAAGCACAUCCCGUUUGGUCGAGGUUUAACAUGUGCUGGAUGCUGAGUUUAUUACAGGAUAAAUACAGUACAAAUCAUUUAGUAAUCAAUAGCUAUGCAAACUGCACUUGAACAUAGAUCAUGUACCAUUUCACAUUUUCAUUUUCUCAAAAAAUAUUUCUAGAGGAAAAUACGUCAUCAUACUCCAGGUAAGACGUUGUACAGUAUUUGAUAGGUUUUACGUCUGCUGUUAUGUUUUACGUCCGCUAUCUAUUCGACCUUUCAGCUGACGAGCACAAUCCCCCAUACAUUAAUGUGUAUAUAUAGUCACUGUCCAGUAUCAUCCAUAAGUUAUUAUCAGGUUGAUAGGCCAGAUUCUUGGUGUGCUAUAUGUACAUGGAAAAGUGUGCAUAAAUAUUAUAUAAAAUGGAAGACAAUGUGUACAUGUGUAUGCAUGGCCACAGGGUAUAAUUCAUAUCCUACAGUCCAUAUACCGGGUAUGUACUGUCUAUCAUGUAAUAUAUAUAUCGACCCAUGAGUGGGGAACUUGUGUCUGAGUCCCUGUGCUUGAAUCUAGUUUGGCAGAUCAACAUUACAAUGCUUCAAAGUUGAUGACUGCAUGAUUAUUCAAGGGAGAUAACUCCUAAUUUAACGACGUGCACAUAACUAUGUGAUUUCCAACUGUCUGUGAUAUUUACUGUAUGCACACUUAGUUUCCCUUCAGAUAAAAAUAAUUCUGAUUAUGAGUUUUUUUUUUUUUUCAUUCCCCACAUAUGCAUAAUUCAUUUAUAUUUAUUUAUUUCCAAAUGUUUUAUUUGGUUUCUAAGUCAUUUGAGUAAGCAUUUUUUAUGUUUUUUUUUUCUUUUAUCAAUAGUAAUAAUUCUUUAUCCUUGUAUUAAGAACACCUGUCUAAACUGAACAUUGACAGGAUCAAAAGUGCUUUGUAUAAUGGACAGACAUUAAUGAUUUUAACCUUCAUAUCAAUUAUUGUAUUUAACUCUCUAUACUACACAAGUCAAAACAUUAUCAUUGAUUUGUCAAUGAAAAUUACACAGAUAAAAAGGGACAUUUUUUUUUUAUAUUAAAUAAUUUUACAAUUGAAUUUGUGUGCUAUGUACAAGGUUCAGAUAGCAUUAGAUGUAUUUAUUUGUACAAAUAUGUAAAUACAUUUCUGGAAUUCCGUCCAAGAUACUAGAUGUGAUUUUGUUAAUUUUACUGUGAGUGCACGAGUACUUGGAGAAUGUAGUGUGUAUAACUGUCGAUACAUGUAUUGUGCUUGCUCUGCCCAGUAGGGGAUCAAAGAUAAGGAACUUAAAUCAUGAAUACACAUUCCAUAUUUAUAUUUAUCCAGAAAUAGGCCCACCCAUGUUUCUACUACUGUUCAGCUAAAUUACAGGUAAAACAUGAUAUAAUUUCAUUGUCCUGUAAUAAGCCCUUUGGGUCAGAGGUCAUGUGUUGACGUUCCUCAGGUUUACAGGUAAAACAAUGAAGAGUACAUUUGUAACAUUAUAACUAGAUAUUCUGUUAGUGAGAGAUAUGUUAGGUGUACCGUAAAAAACAGAUGCUAAUGACUGUGAUAUUUUCGUGAAUUUGUUGGUUUGGACUAAUAUUUUUUUUGUUUACUGUCUUUUAAUUUCAAUUAAUUAUAUGUUGAUUUGCAUACAAUUAUAAAUAUAUAAAUAUUCACCAGGAAAUUUUGAUUUUAUCUAUUUUUUCUUGAAGAAUAUUUUAUAAACUUCUCUGUUUUAAUCAUUCAUCAGUUCCUUGUAAAGUAAGAGAUGUAAAAAGUUAAAGUGACGAUCAGCAAUUUUUUUGUCACAAAUUUUUAUUAAAAAAACAUGGCUCAUUGUAAAUAAACAUUCCAUCAUUAUCAGAAAUGCUAUUUUUAUAAUGCUUAAAACCUGAAGCUCAAAACUUUCUAUAUCAGCUCUCAGUAGUUUAUAGGAAAGGAAAGGGUAGAAUUUCAAAGAUAUUUAAAUAUUUAUUUACAUGUAUAUAUAUAGACUUGUAACAUUUUGUGUACCAAGGGAGACAACUGUCACAAUAUUAUGUAUUACUACAAUUUGUAGGUGUGCUAGGAAACAAAUUCUGUUAUUUAUUCUAUUGAUAGCUUGAGGAAAAAAUUUCAAAGAGGUACAGAUUUUUUUUUUUUCUUUUUCCCACUUUUUUAGCUGGUGGGGGCGAAACAGUAUUACACAGGAGAUUGUUCAUUUUCAUAUACAGUAGUUGUAUACUAAGGUUGUUUGUUCACGACUUUAAUUAAGAUAUUUCUGGCCAUGGCAAAAAUUCAAAAAAGCAUAAGGCUAUAUGAAAAAACCGUAUGACCUUGACCUUCAACAACCUUCAAAGUAUCAAGGAAAAGUCUUCAAGAUUUCUUGUUUCAUCAGAUUGAUGACUAAGUAUUAUUUAAGCAACGAUGAUUUGAUAUUUCAGUUUAAUACAGAUAUCCAAUGCCCUGAAAUUGGUCCAGAGGAGAGAUAUUUAUAUAUGAUUACAUAGUUUAUGUAUAGUGAUACUAUAUAUAUAUUGUGGUGUGACCUUUGAUUUGUAUGUAAUUACAGGAAUGUUACUUCCAUAUUCAAAUAAAUUAAAUUAUACCAUGUCA
Messenger RNA from Pecten maximus, 9531 nucleotides. RefSeq lists its product as uncharacterized. The coding region runs from base 213 to 5366 and encodes 1717 amino acids. Gene Ontology annotation, biological process: axoneme assembly. NCBI's taxonomy places the organism in Eukaryota, Metazoa, Mollusca, Bivalvia, Pectinida, Pectinidae. The record is from RefSeq and is a predicted model, not a curated record. The transcript has 5 exons.